Molecule: messenger RNA, 479 nt
Organism: Rhinopithecus roxellana (golden snub-nosed monkey)
Lineage: Eukaryota; Metazoa; Chordata; Mammalia; Primates; Cercopithecidae
Gene: HCST
Product: hematopoietic cell signal transducer
Exons: 4
Coding region: 131-367 (78 amino acids)
Biological process (GO): regulation of immune response; positive regulation of phosphatidylinositol 3-kinase/protein kinase B signal transduction
Cellular component (GO): membrane
Molecular function (GO): signaling receptor binding; phosphatidylinositol 3-kinase binding
Source: RefSeq, a predicted model, not a curated record
ACAGGAAGCAGAUGGCCUUGACACCAGCAGGGUGACAUCCGCUAUUGCUACUUCUCUGCUCCCCCACAGUUCCUCGGGACUUCUCUGGACCACAGUCCUCUACCAGACCCCUGCCAAACCCCAGCCCACCAUGAUCCAUCCGGGUCACAUCCUCUUCCUGCUUUUGCUCCCAGUGGCUGCAGCUCAGACGACCCCAGGCUCCUGUUCCGGAUGUGGGUCCCUCUCUCUGCCGCUCCUGGCAGGCCUCGUGGCGGCGGAUGCGGUGGCGUCGCUGCUCAUCGUGGGGGCGGUGUUCCUGUGCGCACGCCCACGCCGCAGCCCCGCCCAAGAUGGCAAAGUCUACAUCAACAUGCCGGGCAGGGGCUGACCCUCCUGCAACUUGGACCUUUGACUUCUGACCCUCUCAUUCCUGGAUGAUGUGUGGUGCCACAGGAACCCCCGCCCCAACUUUUGGAUUGUAAUAAAACAGUUGAAACACC